AUGGAAAUGACUGCAAAAGAAUAUGUAAAUAUUGAUAAUAAUAAUAUUCAACUCUGGGAAGAACCAACUGAUGAGACAAUUAUACAGAAAGUCUUAAUAUUAAUGGAGGAAGGAAUGCAAGGUGAAACUAUUCCAAGCAGUGAUGAUGAUGAAAAAGAAGAGGAAAGAUCCAUUAUCACUUAUAAAGAAG
This is a messenger RNA of Paraglomus brasilianum, 190 nucleotides long. The record is from the annotation of a GenBank genome assembly. Lineage: Eukaryota; Fungi; Glomeromycota; Glomeromycetes; Paraglomerales; Paraglomeraceae.